Ilex paraguariensis (yerba mate) is the source of this 1596-nucleotide messenger RNA. NCBI's taxonomy places the organism in Eukaryota, Viridiplantae, Streptophyta, Magnoliopsida, Aquifoliales, Aquifoliaceae. The record is from the annotation of a GenBank genome assembly.
CUCUCCUCUCUCUCUCUCGAUUUCAAAAUUCUCAAGAAGCAAUUUUCUUUAGAAAAAAUAAGAUGUAAUUCCAAUGUUUCCAAAUUUUUGCACCUUGUGUAGAGUUUGAUUUGAAACCACUGUGUCAAAGGACUCAAAAAUGAAGGUCUCGAAGAGAUUUGAGUACAACUGGAAGUACUGUUGGAGCCCGUUAUUACAUUCUGAUAUUCAAUGUCAGUAUUAUGUUUCAGUAUAAGGUAGGUGACACUGACUACAAGCAUGGAGUUUAAGAAAGAGAAGCUAGUGAGGUUUUACAAUACUGGGAAACAAAAUCUUGAGCUUUCCUGGGAUAAAAUCGACCCCGAACUCGAAAACAAAUUGCCUGUGUCCAAAUCUUCACCCCCCUUGUUGAAAUCCGAAGGUGGAACUGGGGACAGAGCUAAAACAAAUGGACCUCCUAUGUUUGGAAGGUUUAAGGUUUUCCCAGAAAAUCAUGAGCCUAUGAGGAAAAAAAUACUUGAUCCUGGAAGUGAACUUUUCCUGAAAUGGAAUAGAAUUUUCCUGUUCUCUUGUUUGGUAGCACUUUUCGUUGAUCCAUUGUUUUUCUACCUCCCUUCGGUAGAGAAUGAUAGCAAUUCAUCAUGUAUGACAACAGAUUUGAAUCUGGGAAUUAUUGUGACCUUUUUUCGAACUGUUGCCGAUAUAUUCUAUCUGUUGUGUAUAAUUAUAAAGUUCCGGACAGCUUAUGUAUCACCAAGCUCAAGGGUUUUUGGUAGAGGUGAACUAGUCAUGGAUCCGAAGAAAAUUGCAAGGCGGUACUUAAAGUCUGAUUUCUUCAUAGAUGUGGUUGCAACACUGCCUCUUCCCCAGAUUGUCAUAUGGUUCAUAAUACCAGCAAUUAGAAGCUCCCAUGCUGAUCACACCACCAAUGCCCUCGUACUGAUUGUCCUGAUCCAAUAUAUCCCCAGAUUAUAUCUGAUUUUUCCAUUAAGUUCUCAGAUCAUUAAAGCUGCAGGAGUUGUGACCAAAACAGCUUGGGCCGGGGCUGCGUACAAUCUCCUACUCUACAUGUUAGCUAGUCAUGUUCUGGGGGCAUCGUGGUAUCUAUUGUCAAUUGAACGGAAUGCAACAUGCUGGAAAUCAGCUUGCAAUCAGGAAUUUAGCCCAAUGAGAUGCUCCCUUAGUUUCUUGGAUUGUGAUAGCUUGACCAAUGAUGAUAGAAGGACGUGGGCAAACACUACUAUUGUCUUUAGUCAAUGUAACCCUGAUAACAGUACAUUUUUCAAUUAUGGGAUCUUCCAAAAUGCGGUUACAAACAAUGUUGUCUCCUCAAAGUUUCUUUCAAAGUACUUCUAUUGUUUAUGGUGGGGCUUACAGAACUUAAGGUAUGAUUUCAUGAGUAUGUUAUCCUAUUUACAUGCAAUAACGGGUCCUCUGUUUAUUCCCACUGCAAAUAACAAAGUUGGGCAGUGUGCUACUCCCUUUUGGAAAUUGUUACAACUGCGAAAGAUAUGGCCAUUUCAGCUAGCAAGAGAAGAAACAAGCUUAUGCUAUAUAUAUAAAGCCUAUGCUAUAACCUUAGUGUGUGCUGUCAUUGUAACUCGGAUUUGUAGUUAG